Molecule: messenger RNA, 4346 nt
Organism: Salvelinus fontinalis (brook trout)
Lineage: Eukaryota; Metazoa; Chordata; Actinopteri; Salmoniformes; Salmonidae
Product: ATP-dependent RNA helicase DQX1-like
Exons: 12
Coding region: 684-3101 (805 amino acids)
Cellular component (GO): intracellular anatomical structure; spliceosomal complex
Molecular function (GO): RNA binding
Source: RefSeq, a predicted model, not a curated record
ACCUACUUCUCCAGGCACCACUACACCAUUGGAUGGCCUGUUGUUUUUGGGGCACUCAAAAGAUCAGCUUGGAUGGGCUCUCCCCACUAUUUGUGGUUUCUGCAGUGAGGAUUCACCCUCAUUAGUUAAUAAUUUUGUAACUUAUCUGCAGAAAACGUUGUUUUGAGCUCAUAAAGCAGUAGUAGCAGUAUGCAAAUUAGGGAGCCAAAUUAACGUCUCUUUCACCAAUGCGAUUCGGCUCCAUACGUUCACCAAAAAGAUCCGUUCAAAAAGAGCCGUUCGUUCGCGAACGACCCAUCACUACUGUGAGUCGGACAAACAUGGCGGCGGUUCGGUAGAUCAAGACCGGACGACGAGCUUCAUUUUAUUAAUGUCAACAGUCACGGAUAAACCAGAGCCCGAGAAGAACCGAAUAGAGACUCCGUGUAUAGUGGCAAACGGAAAAAUUGUAUCAGCAUAUUAUUAUUUUUCAUCCAAGAAACGUCAUACAGGUUUGUGUGACAACAGUGAACAGUAGAACGCUUCACUUACAGCGCAAUGGAUAAUUAUUUUGCUGUACAUCCUGAACCUUGUUUGGGAUUUUAGGAGACUUCAGAGAAAUGUGUGGGAGGUAAUCUCCAGUCACUCAGUUACCACCCCUUUCCCUUUCUCCCCUUCCGUCUCCCCCCCCCCACCCUGCAAUUAUGGCGUCAUCCCCUCCUGCAGCCCCCUUGACAACGUCCCCCUCCACCCUCCGCCCUCCCUCGGCUCUGGACUCUCUCUCCAUGUCCUCUCUCCUGUCUGGGGACCUGGAGGACGAGGCGGGAGACAGAGGGGGCGAUGAGGGUGGCCUGGGUGACCUGGAGGUGAACCCAUACGACGGCUUGCCCUUCUCGUCACGCUACUACUCCCUGCUGGAGGAGAGGAUGAAGCUUCCUGUUUGGAGCCUUAAGUACCGCCUGCUGGAACACCUGGAGACAAACAGCAUGGUCGUGGUCAGCGCCCCCAGUGGCACGGGAAAGAGCACACAGGUGCCCCAGUGGUGUGUGGAGUAUGCCCAGUUCCAUGAGUUCUCCCAUGGCUUGGUGUGCUGUUCCCAACCCUAUGCUGUGGCUGCAGCGAGUCUGGCCCUCAGAGUGGCUGAUGAGAUGGACCUGAGUAUGGGCCUGGAGGUCGGCUACUGUGUCCCCCACGAUGAUGGCUGUACCACCGAUACGCUACUCAGGUUUGUCAGUGACUCUCUGCUCCUGGGAGAGAUGAUGUCGGACCCCCUGCUGCGUCAGUACGGGGUGCUGGUGGUGGACGAGGUGCAGGAGCGCACGGUGCCCACCGACGUCCUCCUGGGCCUGCUGCGGGACGUGUGCAACCAGCGCUCCGACAACCUCCGCGUGGUCCUGCUCACCGACCCCUCCCUCGCCCCCAGCCUUGCCACCUUCCUGGGUGAAAGAGUUCCGCUUCUAACACUGGAUGAGCCUGUCGGAGGUACACCCGACACAGAGAUGUGGAGGAGACCACUGGUUGUCAUGGAAACGGUGUACAGGGAUCCUGGCGGGAGGGAGUCGGCGGCGGCAGCGUGUCACAUGGUGUUGGAUCUUCACCGCAGGGGGGAGGAGGGGGAUGUAAUGGUCUUUCUCCCCAGCGCCCAGGAGAUAGAUGAGUGUGGCUUUCUGCUGCAGAAGGAGUCUGUGGCCCUGAGUCCUCAGCUGGGGCCCCUCAGAGUUCUACACCUCCAUACGGGCCUCGGGGGGGACAUCCAGCGCGUCUACGAACCUGAGCCAGAAAGGCCUUCUGGUGACACGGAGGGGUCUGAAGGACUGGAAGGGCCAGGGAUAGGGGUGGGGAUGGGAGUGAGGCGCAGGGUUAUCCUCACAGACACCCUGGGGGAGGCCUCCUUCUCUCAAUCUUCAGUGCGCUACGUCAUAGACACAGGCAUGCAACUCAAGACAGUUUACAACCCUCAAAUCAGAGCAGACUCACAGGUCCUGCGUCCAAUCAGCCGGCACCAAGCAGACAUGCGGACGCAGAGGGUAAACGGUGACCUACCAGGUCUGUGUUUCCGUCUGUACCCCCAGGCUCUUUAUGAGGAGGGCAUGGCAGAGGCCCGCAGCCCGGGGGUGAUGGAAGAGAACCUCAGCCACCUGGUGCUGCUCCUCAAGAGGCUGGACAUCGCUGACAUGGGCCAGUGCAAGUUCCUGGACAGGCCUGCUCCCGAGGCUCUGAUGCAGGCUCUGGAGGACCUGGACUACCUUGCAGCGUUGGAUGAUGAUGGGAACCUGUCUGAAGUGGGCAUCAUUAUGUCAGAGCUGCCUCUGGAGCCUUCGCUGGCUAAGGCCCUCAUCGCUGCCUGUGAGUUUGACUGUGUCAAUGAGCUGCUCACCAUCGCCGCCAUGCUCACAGCUCCCCCCUGCUUUGUGACCCCCCCACCCCAGAAAGAGGAGGCAGCAGCCACUCACAGACGUCCACUGUUGCACAAUGAGGGAGACCACCUCACACUCAUCAACAUCUACAACGCCUAUAUACAGCACAAUGAGGAUGAUGCCUGGUGUACUACCAACUUCCUGAACCCCGCUGCAUUAAGAUUGGCUGGGAUGAUUAGGGCGGAGCUGCUGGAGGUGAUGCAACGAAUAGAGUUGCCCGUCUCGCCUCCUGCGUUUGGUUGCCAAGACAACUGCACUAAUAUCAAGCGUGCGCUCAUCUCAGGGUUCUUCCUCAAGGUGGCUCAUGAUGUGGACGGUUCAGGUAACUACCUCCUGUUGACUCACCGUCACGUGGCUCACCUCCACCCCUUCUCUUCCUAUCUGUGUCGCCGGCCGCGCCCCAACCCCCCCUCCUGGGUGCUCUACCACGAAUUUACCAUCUCCCACGACAACUGUGUCCGCACCGCCUCCGAGGUGCAUCCCCACAUGUUGGUGGAGCUGGCCCCUCAGUACUACCUGGGCAACCUGCCGUCCAGCGAGGGACGGGACCAGCUGAUGGAGCUGAGACAGAGUCUGCUGCCCCCAGAGGAGGAACAGGAGAGGGGGCCGGAGGGGACCUACGACACAUCCCACAUUGAGGAACACUUAGACAGGACCGCAGAUCCACGUAAUCAGGACAGCACUGAGCUGUGUGUCAUACAGUGACGGGAACGACCUGGCCGACCAAAAGCAGAACCAAGGGAGGAGAACCUGAGAUGGAGGACAUUGAUGCACUACGCACACUCAAAGUGCUACUGGGAACACACUACAGAACUGUACUGUUGCACGGACAGCUGAUGAGGGAGAGAAUGUACAGUACACUCUCCGGCCAUACACAGCUGUAUGGAAGCAGUUGUUUCCAUCUGAGUGAAUAGGGCUCACUUACAGGUGUUAGUGAAAUAUUUUUCAAAUGAGAUUACAUGCAUUUUUGGCACAUGAAAAUGUUUGAGACUGAACCUGCAGAGUUCCUAUAAAAUAAACCGUAUACUGGUACCCAAAGUAAUAUACAGUGUAUUUGGAAAGUAUUUAGACCCCUUGACUUUUGGCUUGAUUUUUGCCAACUAUGGGACCUUAUAUAGACAGGUGUGUGCCUUUCCAAAUCAUGUCCAAUCAAUUUAAUUUACCACAGGUGGACUCCAAUCAAGUUGUAGAAACAUCUCAAGGAGUUCAAUAUCGAGUCCCAUAGCAAAGGGUCUGAAAGGUCCCCUGUUUUUAUUUUUUAUAAUGUGCAAAUGUUUCUAAAAACCUGUUUUUCACUUUGUCAUUAUAGGGCAUUGUAUGUAGAUUGAUGGCCAAAGAGUUCAAUCUUGGUAGAAUAAGGCUGUAACGUAACGAAAUGUAAAAAAAAAAGGAAGGGGUUUGAAUACUUUCCGAAUGCACUGUUGAGAAUUAUAUAUUGUCAGAAGAGUUGACUAUUCUACGAGGGUACCUGAUACUUCACUGAAGAUAUCAGUCAGCUGUCAGGUGGACAUGAAUCCUUUCAAUGAUGACAGUUGAGGUAUAUUAUUGAUGCUGUCACUUCCAGGGAAUAUGUGUUUUUUUGUUUGUUGUGGCACCAGCACCUAUCUCUUCAGUGGAAACUUUGAUCCCUUUGUAGAAGUACCCAAUCACAGAAGUUUGAUGUGGACUGGACAUGUGAUUCUCAGGGCUCAGUUGGGUUUAUAGAGGGCGAUCUACCAUUGUACAGAGCUUCCAUGUUGAGGGAUUUAGAAUCCAGUUUUUGCUACCGUUGUUCUUUGUAUUCUAUUGGGUUUAGUGUUUGUAUCUGGACCCCUCUUCCCCCACUCCAAUGUGUUUAAAUAAUCAAAUAUUUGUGUGUGCAAAUCAAGGGUGUCAGGUCAGCCUCCCCUAUCUAAAAAAACUUUUUAGUAUAUGAUAUUGAACAUCAAAAUAAAAGGUUAAUUUGUUGAA